AUGAGUGCCCCAAGAUCAAGACAAUAUCGACGCGUUGCUCAGGCUUGUGAUAAUUGCCGUCGCAAGAAGAUCCGUUGCCCAGGUGAAAGACCGCGAUGUUCAGCAUGUACACGUCUUCGCCAACAAUGCUCGUUCACUGAGACCAAUCCUAUCAAUCAUGAUACCACGAGUAGGCUGGAGAAUCGCAUGUCAAGUCGACUUGAACAACUUGAGGAUAAGUUGGAUAGCUUAAUAAGUAGAGUUGUUCCUCCAUCAAUGCAAGAAACUACACCAACAUCAACGUCAGACAGGAAUAACCGUAUACCGUCAUUCUCAUCAAUAUCGCCCCACACGACCCUUCCAUUAAUAUCGUCAAUAUCAACAGAAGUUACUACAAGGGCUAUUGACUUUUACUUUCGCCAUAUCCAUCGGCAACCUCUUUGGCUUUUCGGCGAGCGUCCGCUGUUACCUUCCGAUACAUCCGAGGAACUGAUCUAUGCCAUGCUGGCCCUAAGUAUGACUUACAAUACGGAAGAUAUGCCAAUGGAUAACCUUCAAAGCCCUGACUCUUACAACAAAACUGCCCGAAGAAGUGUUAUGCUUCAGAUUGCGGAGGGCAGAGUGACCAUCAGGUGUGCCCAGGCGCUGUGUCUACUAGCGUAUUACAACUUCAUUUUGGGCAACAUACCCAUGGCUGGCUUCGACAUAGCAACUGUUCAGAACAUGAUCCAGCUUCUCCCCGGCAGUGAGCGCAAUCCAAGUGGCUCAGCAGUCUCACAAGAGAAAUCCCGACUAUUCUGGAGUGUUCAGUACCUCAGCUCUUCUUGCGGCAGACCAGUCCUAUUGCCAUCUAUACCAACAAGUAUCGACACGCCUCAAAUGCUCACGGUCCAAACCCGAGAUUCUCUGGGAAGCUGCAUUGCAGCUCCAAAGGCUACCCACUCGGGCUUACGGGAAACUCUCGUUGACGUAUGGUCUCAGUCCCUAAAGAUUUGCGAGCUUUGGAGUGAUGUCAGACUCUACGUCGCCAAGUGCUUCGAAGGCCUAGCCAAACGUCCCUGGCAUCCGGAUUCCGACUACACCAAACUUUGUUCGCGGAUGUUGGAGAUUGAGAUGAUCUGGCCGGUCUCUAUAAGUUAUAACGCAGCCAAGUUCCCAGAGAUUUCGCCCGUGGAGGUAGAGAAUAACCGCAUGGAUUGGCUGCCCUGGCUCAGGGUUCAGAUGACCUACCAUACCAUUCAUUGCGUCCUUAAUCAUCCAUCUCUGUACACCGUCAUGGCUGAAACACCAAAGAGUAGACUUGGAGGCGACUCGUUCUGGAGAGCAUCUUAUCUGAAAGCCCUAAGACAUUGUACUUGGGUAUCGAGGUUAAUUCGGACGGCGGAGGAGAAGAAUUUGCGACUGGCUGAUCCCUUCUUUGCUCAGGCAGCAGCGAUAGCCAGUACAUUGCAUCUAUACUGGACCAGGACUAAUGAUAGUCAGCUGCAAGCAUCUUCUGUGAGGAAUCUUGAAGUUUGCAGGAAUCUCGUGAGAGAAAUGGCUACAUGCUGGCCAGUAUGCAAGACAAUAGAGCAUACUCUAGAUCAGUUCAUCGAGUCCACUGAUCGAUCAACCCAGAUGGCAACUGACAGAUCGUCCCCAGCCGUUGUCAGAACAUCUCUCAUCUGGGUCCUGCUAGAUGUAGCUGCACCACAAUUCCCCAACUACCAUGAUCAGAGCGUCCACGGUCGAGAUGUUUGGGGCGGUCAUGCAGCCACUCAGGACGAAGAUGGCCUUCCAAGGUCUGAGGCGAGUUCACCGCCAACAGAUAUGCGAGAGUCAACAGCUCAAUACGCCUCACCUCCAGCUUGGAUAUCUGAAAGAACAGAUGCAAACCCACAAGAGACAGUGGAGAGUGGGGAGAUUACGGUACAGCAUGGGGUCGGUAAUGAGCAUGUGACUACGCAUGAUUUGGCCUGGGGGCCUUGGGAGAAUCUUGGACCGAUGGGGGAGAACUUUAGUAUGAACAUGGACUGGUGGGACAUGAAUCAAUUUUAA
Messenger RNA from Fusarium mangiferae, 2016 nucleotides. RefSeq lists its product as uncharacterized. Gene Ontology annotation, biological process: regulation of DNA-templated transcription. Gene Ontology annotation, cellular component: nucleus. The record is from RefSeq and is a predicted model, not a curated record. NCBI's taxonomy places the organism in Eukaryota, Fungi, Ascomycota, Sordariomycetes, Hypocreales, Nectriaceae. The coding region runs from base 1 to 2016 and encodes 671 amino acids. The transcript has 7 exons. Gene Ontology annotation, molecular function: DNA-binding transcription factor activity, RNA polymerase II-specific; zinc ion binding.